Messenger RNA from Fusarium coffeatum, 2163 nucleotides. RefSeq lists its product as uncharacterized. The record is from RefSeq and is a predicted model, not a curated record. The transcript is spliced from 3 exons. Gene Ontology annotation, molecular function: guanyl-nucleotide exchange factor activity; translation initiation factor binding; translation initiation factor activity. Lineage: Eukaryota; Fungi; Ascomycota; Sordariomycetes; Hypocreales; Nectriaceae. Gene Ontology annotation, cellular component: eukaryotic translation initiation factor 2B complex. The coding region runs from base 1 to 2163 and encodes 720 amino acids.
AUGUCGCAUAAGGGCAAUAGUGGAAAGGGUAAAAAGCCCUCAAAGUCAGGAGCCGAGAGCAAGAGCGAGGAUGUUCUCCAGGCGGUUGUCAUCGCCGACUCGUUCCAAGACCGCUACAGGCCUUUCACGACUGAGAAGCCAAGAUGUCUUCUCCCACUCGCAAACGUCCCGCUCAUCGAGUAUACCCUUGAGUUUCUGGCAAUGAAUGGUGUCAACGAAGUCUAUAUCUACUGCGGUGCUCAUACCGACCAAGUCGAAGAUUACAUUAGUCGAUCCAGGUGGACAACAACGGCCCGAACAUGCCCCUUCUCACACCUCCAAUUCGUUCGAGUUUCCGACGCACGAUCAGCUGGCGACGUCCUUCGUGAUAUGGACAAGCGAUCACUUGUUGAUGGCGAUUUCAUUCUCGUAAACGGCGACUUGGUAUCCAACAUCAUGCUCGACAAUGCUCUGGCGGCGCACCGAAAGCGCAGGGAAGCCAGUGCGGCCAACAUCAUGACGAUGGUGCUGCGCAGUGGUGGAGAGGACGAUCACCGAACAAAAACAAAUGGAAUUACUCCAAUUUUCGUUGUCGACACCAAGACUCAGCGAUGUCUUCACUACGAUGAGAUGGACCCCUUAACCAGCGACCGAUAUAUGUCAUUGGACCCGGCUGUUGUGGACGAGCUAUCAACUGAGUUCGAAAUUCGAUCCGACCUCAUCGAUGCCGAGAUCGACAUUUGCACACCCGAAGUCCUCGCUCUUUGGUCAGAGAGUUUCGAUUACGAACUUCCCCGAAAGAAUUUCCUUCACGGUGUUCUGAAGGACUGGGAGCUGAACGGCAAGAUGAUUUAUACCGAGAUUUGCGAGGAGGGCUACGCAGCACGAGCAAGCAACCUGCAGCAGUACGAUGCUGUCAGCCGUGAUGUUCUCGACCGAUGGACGUAUCCUUUCAUUCCAGAGUGUAACAUCGUACCCAAGCAGUCAUACCAGCGACAUAUCCACGGCGUCGUCGCUGAGCAGGGUGCAUUCUACGCAAACGACGCCAAAGUUACAAAUUCUAUUAUUGGACGCGACAGCAACAUUGGCUCGGGAAGCAACAUUUCCAACAGCAUUAUUGGUAGAGAUUGCAAGAUUGGCGCCAAUGUCGUUUUGGUGGACUCUUACGUUUGGGACGACACCACAAUCGAAGAUGGAGCAAAGAUUUACCAGUCCAUUGUCGCAGACUCGGCCAUUAUUGGCAAGAACUCAUCCAUAUCCGAGGGAAGUCUGAUCUCUUUCGGUGUUAAUGUUAGCGAGAACGCUACACUACCUAAAGACUCUGCGGUCUCUUGUGUUGAUUUCGACGGUAACCCUGUGACUCCGGACACAAAGCUACUCGGAGCAAACACCAACGCCGCCAAGUUUACAGAUCCUGAGGACGAAGACAUUGACGAGAGAGAUCCAUCCCAGCUGCAGAAGAGCCUUAUUUACAACUUGGCCCAAUUCAACAUCUCCACCUCAUCCGUGUCAACGCUAUCUUCUGAGAUAUCGGAAGAUGAGAUGGACGAGAACUUCCUGCCCAUUGACGCCAGCGACCCCUCCCGCCGUACCUCAUUCGCCUCCGAUGAUGCCGGUGACAAACUUUCCUUCCACCACGAGGCAGUCCACGGUCUUGUCGACGCACUACGCGCCGAGUCUGGCGAUUUCGACUCGGCCAAACUUGAGUUCAUGGGUCUGCGCCUUUCCAACGACGCUUCUGAUGCUAUGAUGCGCCGCGCUGUGGCUAGUGCCUUUGCUCGUCGCGCAGUAGAGCUCAUGACUCCUGAGUAUGGCGGCCUGGAGCCCAGCAAGGCCGCUGAUCGUGCUCUCAACGCUCGUCCAGGUGCAACAAAGUUCAUCAACGAAGUUGGCAUCGGUCUUGAGGACGAUAACGAGGCCGCGCAGGUCGAGUUCAUCAUCGCCCUCCAGAAGGCUCUCACACGUUCCCAAGGACCAGAACAAUCCCGUGUGGGCAUUCUCCUUGCAGCAAUGCUCCAGCAGCUGUACGCACUCGAUAUCCUUGAGGAGGAGGGUAUUCUGGGGUGGUGGGAGAACGAGAGAGCUGUUGAAGGGGAGAACAUGACAUUGCUGAAGGAGAAGUGCAGAGUAUUGGUGGAGUGGCUGGAGAAUGCCGAAGAGGAAGAUGACAGCGAUGAUGAAUAG